Aspergillus candidus is the source of this 1683-nucleotide messenger RNA. RefSeq lists its product as uncharacterized. Gene Ontology annotation, biological process: arachidonate metabolic process. The transcript has 3 exons. Gene Ontology annotation, cellular component: membrane. The coding region runs from base 583 to 1566 and encodes 327 amino acids. NCBI's taxonomy places the organism in Eukaryota, Fungi, Ascomycota, Eurotiomycetes, Eurotiales, Aspergillaceae. The record is from RefSeq and is a predicted model, not a curated record.
AGAAUCCGCUCUUUUCUCUAUUUUCUUUUUUAGGUUUGACUUUUCUCGCGGUUUGACUGGGCACGGAGACACUACCUGCGGGAUUUGUUGACCGCUACGUGUCUCCCCGAUGAUGUCCAACCGCAUUGCCUGAGAAUCACCUGCCAGGUCCUCCAAUGGCCUCAUCGGUCAGAAAGAGCGGGGCAUCAUCAUCGAACAUCGCUCGUCUCAACGUUGGCCGAUCAUCCCAUGUGCGCUCCAUCGACAGCAGAACGGCUUGGGCGCUUCGUUCUAUGAGCCACGCCGAGGUUCUCCUAGCGGUCCAAGCUGCACACUCGCCACUGACGAGGAUCUAACUUAGCACCUAGUAGAUCCCAACGAACUAAGUUACCACUAGGAACUGACUCAUUUGUGCCUGGCCUCUACACGUGGCGGGGCUGUCGCUAGUCCAGCCCAAAGAGUCGAUACCAUCGUCGCAAAGACCGCACUACUCCUCAUACCCAAACUAGUAUAAAUGAUUGCCCCUGCAGCUGUCUUGCAUCGCAGAUAAGAUCAGACUAUCUCGUAUCUAAGCAAUCAAGUGGAAUCCACACGCAAGCCAAAAUGGCCGAUCGAACACUCAGCCUUCUCAGCCUGGACGGCGGUGGCAUCCGCGGUCUCUCUUCACUGCAUAUUCUCAAGCACUUGAUGGAAUGUAUCAACCCGGAGGAUCCGCCCAAACCAUGCGACUAUUUUGACAUGAUUGGAGGGACUGGAUCGGGAGGGUUGAUAGCGAUCAUGCUUGGCCGACUGAAGAUGGACAUUUACCAGUGCAUCCACGCCUACAAAAGACUGAUGCAGCACGUCUUUACCCGGAAGCGCCUAUCUCUAGGGACAGGGCUCGGAUCGAAGGCGAAAUAUGACAGCCGACGACUGGAGUCCGCGCUCAAGACCAUCCUCAAAGAACUGGGGUACGAGAAGGAUGCGCUGCUGCGAGACGCCGAUAUUACAUGCAGGGUAUUCGUCUGCGUCACUGACGACAGCUCCGAAAAGCUGCUGUCACUGACCAGCUACCCGAGCAAGUACAGCUCGAACGAGCUAUUCAAGAGCGCGCGGGUGUGGGAAGCCACCCAAGCGACCUUUGCGCACACGGGGCUCUUCGAGCCCGUGGCCAUCGGUCCUAGCAAUCGCAAAUUCCACGACAGCACCAGAGAGGCAGGCAAUCCGAUCCGCGAGGUCUGGAUCGAAGCCAAGGGCGUCUGGCCGUCGGGGACCCUGGAGCGGCAGCUACGGUGCAUGGUUUCCAUCGGGGCGGGUACGCCGUCGAUCAAGCGGUCGGCGGGACGUGGCUCGUUCGGGAUGAAGAAGAAGGUGUCUGGUGAUGCGGCGAACACCGAGGCUGAAAUGAACAAGUUUAUCCAAGAGCAUAGCGAGCUGGAUGAUGACGGCCGGCUGUUCCGGUUUGAUGUCCCCAAUGGGUUGGCGGAUAUUAAGCAGGAUGGGGUCGGGGAGAUCAGCACGAUUGUUGACGAGACGCAGAACUAUCUGACCAAGGAGCUUGUCUAUAAGCAGCUGAGGAAGUGUGGGAAAGCUCUUCGUGGGAUUUGAUUGUUUGAGUUGUUUUGGUCUGUUUACGUUGGAGAUAUGGUUUGGCAGAUUGCAUAUACCCCGUUUGUUUUGUAAAGUAAUACACAAAUACUCUAUAUUAUUCCUUCAUACAAGCAA